AUGGCAUGUGCAGGUGUAAGUCCGUGCAAUUCUACUGCCGCCAUGACGUCUUUGCUUCAGCGCUCGGCGGUCGUGCUCAGCGUUGCGCGCCGUCUCAAUACCAAUUCAAGCACAGUUGUGCGAAAGUUCAGCGUCCUCGCUGCAAGUGUCGGCCAUCGGGACAGCUCUUUCACUCGCCCGCACAUAGCAGAAUUUCCAUUGCAAGUUGCAGUGAGGACAUUUAAAGAUAUGGACGUCCUCACGAAACGAUGCAAAGAUUGCUACUUCAAGAAAGGGGACGAUCGUUGGUAUGUGCUCUGCAAGACGCAUGGAAGGCACAAGCAAAGACAGCGUCUGCCUGACGAACGUCACUUCUGGAUAAUAACUCACAAGACGCAUGGUCCAAGAAAAAAUUUUUAGAUUGACAGAGCAAUGUAAUUACAUGUGCAUUAAACCUCACGUUUGCUUUAGGCAUUACAAAGCCAUAA
Messenger RNA from Dermacentor albipictus, 467 nucleotides. It is a transcript of the gene mRpL36, whose product is annotated as mitochondrial ribosomal protein L36. Gene Ontology annotation, molecular function: structural constituent of ribosome. The record is from RefSeq and is a predicted model, not a curated record. Gene Ontology annotation, biological process: translation. NCBI's taxonomy places the organism in Eukaryota, Metazoa, Arthropoda, Arachnida, Ixodida, Ixodidae. Gene Ontology annotation, cellular component: mitochondrial large ribosomal subunit; ribosome.